Messenger RNA from Radiomyces spectabilis, 780 nucleotides. RefSeq lists its product as uncharacterized. The record is from RefSeq and is a predicted model, not a curated record. Lineage: Eukaryota; Fungi; Mucoromycota; Mucoromycetes; Mucorales; Radiomycetaceae. The transcript has 7 exons. The coding region runs from base 1 to 780 and encodes 259 amino acids.
AUGAAUAUCUUGCCUCACAAAAGCUGGCAUGUCUACAACAGGAAAAACAUUGAAAAGGUCCGAAAGGACGAGGCUAAAGCGAAACAAGAAGAAGAUGCUAAACGGGAUCGAGUCAUAAAAGCAGAAAGUGAAGCUCGAUUAGAAUUAUUACGACAUCGUGCAACGGGGAGACAGAGCAGUGACGAUGCAGCUUUGGUUCCUGCUUCAUCCACAGCAGGUUUCCGAUUGUUUGAUGAUCUGGAAACGAAUGCGGAAAAUGAAGAACGCAAAGCAGAAGAAAAAGCCAAGGAUGAAAAAUGGAAUCGACAGAUUACCAUGUAUCUCGAUAAAGACGUGAAAGAUACCGAUACUCCCUGGUAUGCAGGUCGACCCAAGGAAGAUGAAAAAUACAUUGAUAAACAUGUAAGGCGAUAUGUUCGUCAUGAAAACAAUCCGAAGAAAAGACGAAGAGAGCCGGUGAAAAUUAGCGAAGAUCCUUUGGCCACUGUGCGUCACCAUUUGGCUAAAAAAGAUAAGCACUCUCACAAAGAAUAUAAAGAGAAGGAUAAGAAGAAGAAAAAGAGCGAGGACAAAUCUUCUUCGCCUUCAUCGUCCUCCUCCUCCAUUGAAGCUUUGCGUGCUCAGCGUCUGGAACGCGAACGCAAGGAACGAGCACGAGCAAGAAGUAUGGUAUUUGGCAUUACUGAGCCGGAGCCGAAGCCAGAAUCAGCAGGACGCUACAGCUCCCAAUACAAUCCAUCUGAGACGGCGGAUGCGAGACGGCACAAAAGACGACGAUAA